This is a messenger RNA of Caenorhabditis remanei, 738 nucleotides long. RefSeq lists its product as uncharacterized. The transcript has 3 exons. The record is from RefSeq and is a predicted model, not a curated record. Bases 1 to 738 code for a protein of 245 amino acids. Lineage: Eukaryota; Metazoa; Nematoda; Chromadorea; Rhabditida; Rhabditidae.
AUGUCAUCAGUGCACUUACCACCAGCAUUACGUUCAAAUGCUGCAGAUCAUCAGUCCACCGUACAAAAGUUGUUAGAUGAAAAUUCUCGUCUCAUUGAUAUUAUCAGGGAAUAUCAAAAUCAGAGUCGCGCCGAUGAAGCCAUCAAACAUCAGCAACUGUUACAUCGAAACCUCGUGCAUCUUUCCAAUCUCGCAGACCCCUUCCUUCUAAAUCAAUUAAGAGAUGACUCUUCCCCACAAACUGACUCUCCACAAGGUUAUGCAGUACCGCCUAAUCAACCUGGAUCAUCUGGGCCUCCCCAUCACCGUCAACAGCCACAGUCUCAGCACUCUCAACAGAACCAUCAUCAGCAACUUCCACCAGCAGCUCAUCAUCAUCCUCAGAUGAUGCCGCCACAGUCUGCGCCAAGUCCAAGUGGACCUGGUGUGCCAAUGCAAUCAGCUCAUGGAUUCGCACCACCACCAAUGAAUGGGCCCCCGGAUAUGAUGAAUCACCAGGCAUAUCAAGCACAAUUGCGAGCUCAGCAACAACAGCAGCAACAUCAGCAACAAAAUGGUCCACAACCACAGCAAGGCUAUCCACCGUUUGGGCAGCCUGCUCCGCAAAUGGGAGGACAACGAAUGCCUUAUCCGUACCCUCCACAAGGGAUGCCAGGAUAUCCAGGAGUUCCUCCACCCCACGGAUAUGAAGGAUACCCACCGCCAGGAGCUCAACCACCACAAGGAUACAUGCGUUAA